Molecule: messenger RNA, 1098 nt
Organism: Salvia splendens (bonfire salvia)
Lineage: Eukaryota; Viridiplantae; Streptophyta; Magnoliopsida; Lamiales; Lamiaceae
Product: tetraspanin-3-like
Exons: 2
Coding region: 127-966 (279 amino acids)
Biological process (GO): auxin-activated signaling pathway
Cellular component (GO): membrane
Source: RefSeq, a predicted model, not a curated record
AAACAAUAAAAAAGUGGCCUUUCCACAAUUCCUAUAUAUCUCUAUCUGGUGCAUAUGCUCACUCACAUUAUUGGCAUCUUAUAUAUACCAAACUCCCAAAAUAAAUUAAUAAAAAAAUAAAAUAAAAUGGGAAAGAGCAACAACCUAAUCGGAUUCCUCAACUUCCUCAGCUUAAUCCUCUCCAUUCCGAUCAUAGGCGGCGGCGUAUGGCUGAGCACCACCGACUGCAUGAAGUUCCUCCAGUGGCCGCUCAUCCUCAUUGGCCUCACCGUCAUGGCGGUGUCGCUGGCUGGCAUCGCCGGCGCCUGCUACCGCAACACUUUCCUCAUGUACGCCUACCUGUGGGCCAUGUUCUUCGCAAUCGCGGCCCUCGUCUUCUUCAUCAUCUUCGCCUACUCCGCCACCGAGAAGGGCUCCGGCCGCCCCGUCAUGAACCGGGCCUACCCGGACUACUCCCUUCAGGAUUACUCUGGCAGCUGGCUCGCCGACCGCGUCUCCUCCCCAGCCCACUGGGCCAAGAUCAGCGACUGCCUUCACGCCUCACACGCCUGCCGGAGCCUGCAUAGAAACGUCGGGGGAGUUCCUGAGUUGGCCGAUCGCUUCUACCGCAGGAAACUCACUCCCAUUCAGUCGGGAUGUUGCAAGCCACCAACGUCUUGCGGGUACACGUACAUGAACGAGACGUUCUGGAUCCCUGGCGAGGGGCAGACGGGAACAGACCCCGACUGCGCUCAGUGGAGCAACGAGCAGCACCAGCUAUGCUACAGCUGCAGCUCGUGCAAGGCUGGCGUGCUAGCCAGCCUCAAGAAGAGCUGGAGAAGAGCCUCGGUCAUCAACAUUGUCGUCCUCGUCAUCUUAGUUUUGGUUUACAUCGUUGCCUUAGCUGCCAUCAGACACAACCAGCAGCUCGAUGACGCCCAUGGUGAGACCCGUAUGCAGAAAGCCCGCCCGAGCUGGCUCUUCUGAUAAUGGCCCAACCGUGGACUUGAAUGAAAAAAGUAUAUGUAAAUAUAUUGUGAAAUAUUUUAGAAAUCAUGAUUCGAAUGGAACUACUUGGAACAUUAAAUGGAAUAAGAUCUGUAAUUUUAGUUUACCAAA